CUUUAAUUGUGGUAGAGAGUGAAAGAGAGAUCAGAUCAUCAUCACCAUCAACAUCUCCCACUCUGUCAUGCACUGAUGCAUUAAUGCAACUGGGAGAGGGAGCAUUGCGAGGAUUAUCGUCCUCGAAAUCACUCCAUUGGUUUCGACGCUACUCUCAGUGGCGAUCAGGAAGGAAUUAAUUGAAAUCGAUUGCAGUAAAUCGCCGCACAACCAGUCUGGGAAUUGCAAAUUUCGUUUUCAAUUUCUUCCACGAGCGAUUUGUUGUUUUCUCACUAUAUGGCGGUGCGUUGGAUCUGUUUUCCUGUUCAGAAAAUUUGACUGCUGCCGCCGAUAAGAGCUGUGGGUUUGUGGGGUUUCAGGAUAUUUUGCCUCGGUAAUCGCCACCGCCUCGCAGAGCGAAUUUGGACAAGCUCAGAGUCUUGUUGUUCAUACACUCAAAUUUUCUCUCUCUAUGAGCUGUCAUUAGUAUCGGCACAGGAGACAAAUUCCGUUGCCAGAUGGUGAAAUGCCCCUUACACGAUUUGGUGCUGUCUUCGUCCGCCAUCAUCAUCAUCACACUACUAUUGUUGUUGAACUUGAGCUCUGCUGAUACUCUUCUUCUUCAUCUUCUUCUUGCUGCCGCUGCUGGUUUUGUUGGAGCUUUUGUAAUAGGAAUCUGCUUCGUUCUCGGCGUGAAGAUUGAUAUCUGUGAGCUAUGGAUAUCAAUCUUAUCUUAACUGCAUCAUCAAAACCCCAAACAGAUCAUCUCCUGAAGAAAUUCCACCGAGUUCCUGUGCUGGAGUUGGCUUCAAUCUGCAUCAAUUUGACUCUGAUUAUCGUGUUCCUAUCCAUCGUAUCUGCAAGACAGGUUGUUCUUUGUUUCGGUCGCAUUAGGAAGGAUUCGAAUGGGAAUACUCCCACCGCGAGGCGUAGAGUAGUCGAUGGUGAGGGAAUCCAGAACCUUGUGAUCGGUAAUGGCUACAAAGCUUCUCUUAUUUGCUGCUUCUACCUUCUAUUAGUGCAAGUUUCAUUGUUGGUGUUCGAUGGAGUUCAUUUGAUAAAGAAGUCGAAGAAUAACGAGACACAUUGGACUAUAAUACUGUUUCCUGUAGCUCAAAGUUUAGCUUGGUUUGUUCUUAGCUUUGCAGCCCUUUACUGUAAAUACAAGGUUGCUGAGAAGUAUCCAUUGUUGUUGAGGAUAUGGUGGAUUUCAUCUUUCGGCAUUUGUUUGUCGAUUCUGUAUUCGGAUGUUCGAGAAUUCGUGGCCCAUGGAUUGAGCCAUAUGAAUUCUCAUUGCUUGUCGAAUGUGGCUGCUGCUCCAGCUCUUGCAUUUCUAUGUAUUGUUGCUAUCAAGGGUGCCACAGGAAUUCGAGUGGAUCGGAAUUCGGAUCUUCACGAUCCAUUGCUGCUUGAGGAAGAAGAAGCCGGGUGCCUUAAGGUUACUCCUUACAGUGAAGCCGGGCUCUUCAGUUUGGUUACACUUUCUUGGUUGAAUCCUCUUCUAUCAGUCGGGGCGAAGAAAGCACUUGAAUUGAAGGAUAUCCCAUUGCUCGCGCCAAGAGAACGAUCCAAGACAAACUACAAGGCGUUGAACUCGAAUUGGGAGAAGUUAAAGGCUAGGACAAGUGCUCCGAACCGGCCGUAUUUAGCUUGGGCGAUCUUCAAGACUUUCUGGAAAGAGGCUGCCUGCAAUGCUAUAUUCGCCGGUGUGAGUACGUUAGUUUCGUAUGUGGGGCCGUACCUGAUCAGUUACUUUGUCGAUUACCUCGGAGGCAGGAAUACUUUCCCGCACGAGGGGUACAUUCUUGCUGGAAUUUUCUUUUCGGCGAAGUUGGUGGAGACUUUAACUACCCGACAAUGGUAUCUUGGGGUCGACAUUAUGGGCAUGCAUGUGAGGUCAGCUCUAACGGCCAUGGUGUACCGUAAGGGGCUAAGACUUUCGAGCUCCGCUCGACAGAGUCAUACCAGCGGCGAGAUUGUUAAUUACAUGGCGGUUGAUGUACAGAGAGUCGGAGACUAUUCGUGGUAUCUACACGACAUAUGGAUGCUUCCUCUCCAAAUUAUCCUUGCUCUCGCGAUUUUGUACAAGAAUGUUGGAGUUGCAUCCGUUGCGACGCUCGUCGCCACCAUUAUAUCGAUCGUUGCGACAGUUCCACUGGCGAGAGUUCAGGAAGAUUACCAGGACAAGUUAAUGGCAGCUAAAGACGAUAGGAUGAGGAAGACGUCUGAAUGCCUCAGGAAUAUGAGGAUUCUAAAGUUGCAAGCGUGGGAGGAUAGAUACAGACUGAAGCUCGAAGAGAUGCGCGGCGUGGAGUUCAAGUAUCUUAAGAAAGCUCUUUAUUCGCAGGCUUUCAUCACGUUUAUUUUCUGGAGCUCUCCUAUAUUUGUUUCGGCUGUUACAUUCGGCACUUGCAUUUUGUUGGGCGGUCAGCUGACAGCCGGCAGUGUUCUUUCUGCUUUGGCUACUUUCCGCAUCCUGCAAGAACCACUAAGAAAUUUCCCCGACUUGGUUUCGAUGAUGGCUCAGACUAAAGUCUCGCUUGAUCGAAUCACGGGAUUCUUGCAAGAGGAAGAGCUGCGGGAAGAUGCAACCAUCACCUUACCGCAGGGUUCUUCAAAUGUGGCCAUCGAAAUCAAAGAUGGAGAAUUUUGCUGGGAUCCAUCUUCGGCGAACCCGACGCUCUCGGGCAUACAGUUAAGGGUCGAGAAGGGAAUGCGUGUAGCUGUGUGCGGCGUCGUUGGCUCCGGGAAAUCGAGUUUCCUUUCUAGCAUCCUCGGAGAGAUCCCGAAAAGCAAUGGUGAAGUGAGAAUAUGUGGUUCGGCAGCGUACGUCCCUCAAUCUGCUUGGAUACAGUCGGGAAAUAUAGAGGAAAAUAUCCUCUUUGGAAGUCCGAUGGAUAAGGCCAAAUAUAAGAGUGUCAUUCAUGCAUGUUCGUUGAAAAAAGAUUUGUUGCUAUUCUCGCAUGGCGAUCAAACGAUUAUUGGUGAUAGAGGCAUAAAUCUCAGUGGUGGACAGAAGCAACGUGUGCAGCUUGCUCGGGCAUUGUAUCAUGAUGCUGACAUUUAUCUGCUGGAUGAUCCUUUUAGUGCAGUCGAUGCACACACCGGUUCCGAAUUGUUUAAGGAGUACAUACUGACGGCGCUAGCAACAAAGACCGUCGUCUAUGUCACUCAUCAAGUUGAUUUUUUGCCGGCUGCUGACUUGAUCUUGGUUCUGAAGGAAGGUCGAAUCGUUCAAGCUGGAAUCUACGAGGAGCUUUUGCAAGCAGGCACAGAUUUCAGCACAUUAGUAUCUGCACAUAAUGAAGCCAUCGAAUCUAUGGAUUUUUGCAGCCAAGCCUUGGAAGACUCGGAUAAAAGUGAUCCUCUUCGUGACUCCAUUUGUAUGAGUAAUAAGUGCGAUUCGGUUAACGACAUCACCAGCAUGGCUAAUGAGUCUCGUAAAGAAGCAUCGACUUCGGACCAGAAAGCAAUUAAAGAGAAAAAGAAAUCUAAACGUUCCAAGAGAAAGCAGCUCGUACAGGAAGAGGAACGGGAGCGUGGACGAGUUAGCAUGAAAGUAUACUGGUCGUACAUGACGGCCGCUUAUAGGGGAUUGUUGAUUCCGUGCAUCAUCCUUGCGCAAACGCUCUUUCAGAUCCUUCAGAUCGCCAGCAGUUGGUGGAUGGCGUGGGCGAGUCCGCAGACCGCCGGCGACGAGGCUAAAACCACCAAUGUGGUGCUUAUUGUCGUUUAUUUGGUUCUUGCUUUUGGAAGCGCCUGUUUCAUAUUUGUCAGGGCUGUUCUUGUCGCCACAUUCGGCCUUGCAGCUGCGCAAAAGCUGUUUCUGAAAAUGCUCAGGACGGUUUUCCGAGCUCCAAUGUCUUUCUUUGAUUCUACUCCUGCUGGCCGCGUACUAAAUCGGGUUUCGAUUGAUCAAAGUGUCGUUGAUCUUGAUAUUCCGUUUAGACUCGGGGGGUUUGCUUCCACGACUAUUCAGCUUCUCGGCAUUGUCGGCGUUAUGACGCAAGUAACUUGGCAAAUUUUGCUUCUCGUAAUUCCGAUGGCAAUUGCGUGCUUGUGGAUGCAGAAGUACUAUAUGGCUUCCUCCCGAGAACUUGUCCGUAUCGUUAGCAUUCAAAAGUCUCCGGUAAUUCAUCUGUUUGCUGAAUCGAUUGCUGGAGCUGCUACGAUUCGAGGCUUUGGGCAAGAAAAGCGGUUCAUGAAAAGAAAUCUUUAUCUUCUCGAUUGCUUCGCUCGUCCGUUCUUUUGCAGCGUUGCAGCUAUUGAAUGGCUUUGUUUACGCAUGGAAUUGCUCUCGACAUUUGUAUUCGCUUUCUGCAUGAUCUUGCUCGUGAGCUUCCCGCACGGAACCAUAGAUCCGAGUAUGGCAGGCCUUGCUGUGACGUACGGCCUUAAUUUGAACGCACGCUUAUCACGGUGGAUACUGAGCUUUUGCAAGCUCGAAAACAAAGUCGUUUCCAUAGAACGGAUUCAUCAGUACUGCCAAAUACCGAGCGAAGCGCCGGCAUAUAUUCAGGAAUCACGCCCCGCAUCCACAUGGCCUGAAAAUGGCCAAAUCGAACUGAUCGAUUUAAAGGUUCGAUAUAAGGAGAGUCUUCCUGUUGUUCUCCAUGGUGUCUCCUGCAUCUUUCCUGGUGGGAAGAAAAUUGGAAUUGUCGGUCGCACCGGAAGCGGCAAAUCAACGUUGAUCCAAGCUUUAUUCCGGUUGAUUGAACCGGCAGGUGGGAAGAUAAUUAUCGACGACAUUGACAUAGGGACAAUAGGUCUUCAUGACCUCCGCAGCCGGCUUAGCAUCAUACCUCAAGAGCCUACGCUAUUUGAAGGAACCAUUAGAGGCAACCUCGACCCGCUCGAGGAGCAUUCUGAUCCCGAACUUUGGCAGGCUCUCGAGAAAUCUCAGCUGGGAGAUAUAGUUCGACAGAAAGAGCACAAACUAGAUUCGCCAGUUUUAGAGAACGGCGAUAAUUGGAGCGUUGGCCAGCGGCAGCUAUUGUCCCUUGGCAGGGCUUUGCUCAAACAGUCGAGGAUUUUGGUGCUCGACGAAGCGACUGCCUCAGUCGACUCGGCGACAGACAACCUCAUUCAAAAGAUAAUAAGAACUGAGUUCAAGAACUGCACCGUCUGCACCAUCGCUCAUCGCAUUCCUACUGUUAUUGACAGCGACCUCGUCUUGGUCCUCAGUGAUGGUCGGGUUGCCGAGUUCGACACUCCGUCCCGACUACUAGAGGACAAGUCCUCCAUGUUCCUCAAGCUUGUCUCGGAAUACUCGUCACGGUCAAGUGGGAUUCCCGACUUCUGAUCCAUUCCGUUUGGUUAUACGCACGCCGAAACUCCCGGCGGGAUCAACAAGCUCGCCGGGAGGCAGCUGCUGCAGUGGCGGUUGUCUGGCUACUAACGGUGCAUUUCCGAGACCAUAAAAAAGAGCAGUGAAGGGAGCCGGUGAUACGAAUGAAUCCUGUCCACCGCCGACGACGAGUGAGUUGAAAUCGAAGAUGGAAUGGCGAGGCCUAUCGACGCUGCCGACGACGACGGCGGCGGCUUCCGGCCGGCUUCAAUUUGCCGAUAAAGAGUUAUGGAAAUGGUGGAGGGGAGGGGAAUGGGUAAUGUAUGAAGGAUAUAGGCUUUGGUAAUUUAGAUGCAAUGUUGCAGAACUGUACUCUUUUAACUCUUCUCGGCCAUAACCAUUCCAUUGCUCCAAAAUGAUUGAUUAUAUUAUAUGCAUCUUUAAUUAUGUA
Messenger RNA from Andrographis paniculata, 5717 nucleotides. RefSeq names its product ABC transporter C family member 5-like. Gene Ontology annotation, cellular component: vacuolar membrane; plant-type vacuole. The transcript is spliced from 14 exons. NCBI's taxonomy places the organism in Eukaryota, Viridiplantae, Streptophyta, Magnoliopsida, Lamiales, Acanthaceae. Gene Ontology annotation, biological process: transmembrane transport. Gene Ontology annotation, molecular function: ATP hydrolysis activity; ABC-type transporter activity; ATP binding. The coding region runs from base 695 to 5281 and encodes 1528 amino acids. The record is from RefSeq and is a predicted model, not a curated record.